UUCUUUAAACACCCUGUCACUUCUUUUGACAUUCAUCAAAUGCAUUAAGUUAUAUUGUUGUAUUUUAUUAAGUUGAGCGAAUGCUAUGAGCGUUUAUGUUGUGGUGAAAAAGUAAACAUGUAUCUAAAAUCAUUUUUUGCGUAGUUUUGAUUUAUUUGUUGAAUAUGCGGUAUAAAUAACGUAAGUAAUGAAACAAUAUUAUUUAUAAUAACUUACCCUGAACGCCUCAUAGCGCAUUCAAAUGUAGAGCUAUUGUUAAAAGAUAAAAUGAUAUCUGACAUGGCAUGACUCAAACGUUUCGGUUACAAAGAUAUCAUAUCGCACAGCAGGAUUACGUGUAUUAUAUUUGGUGUAUAUUUUACUUUCAUUUACAAAUGUAAAAUAUUGUUAUUUUAUUUAAAGACAAGCAUGAUGAGGAACAUCUAUUUGAUAUCCUUGACUGUGGCUUUAACUUCGUUUCUCGUUAAAGCAGGAUUCGCAAACAGGGCAGAGUCAACACUUCGUGAACUAGGACACUAUGAUGGUAUUCCAGACUGCUAUAGGGUCGGCCUUCAAAAGGCAGAGACUUUGAGAGAUAGUUUACAGAGCAGAGAUGCAUUGUUUGCGGUUAUUCUAAUUAAUAUGUAUUCUAACCCGAAUUGUUAUCUGUUUAAAACAAAACAAGGUGGACUUUUCAAUGAGAAAUUAAAUAAAGAGAUACAAAACAAUUAUCAGAGAGACGCAAACUCUAGGCUAUGGAUACAGGUUGGAAAUCUUGUGAAUAAAGCAACUGAGCUUCUGGGGAUAAAAACAUACCAAGCGGUUUAUCGCGGCUGUUCGCACAAUCCUGACCUGUCUCGGACCGAAUUUAGUUUUCGGAGAAUAACAAGCACUUCCAGGGACCCCCAGGUCGCAGAUUUCUACACCGGUGGCGAAACAUUUAUAAUAAUUGAAGGUGCUCGCGGUUUAGAUAUGCAUAGAUAUUCUCAGAUCCCAGACGAAGCUGAAAUUAUUCUACAGUCCACAAACAUCUAUUUAAUUGAAGAAUACACAAGAAAUAAAACAGAAAUACGGGAAAAAAUUGAUAAAGUAUUGCCAGGAAUGCAGCAGGUGAAACUGUUUGUUCGUUUACGCCAAAUACAUCGGAGAAAUUUUAUUUCUCGUCUGAUAGAAAACGCUUUCAGACUUUGGACAUAACAGUAACUUCAGUAGUUUGCUUUAGUCAAUAUAUAUAUAUGACUUGAAAUUGAACAGAGUUACACAAUAUACUGUGUACCUGUCAUGGCAAUGAGAAUAAAAUAUUUUCUGAAAAAGGAGUGUACCACUAAUUAAGAAUGUGACAUGUCAGUCAAGUAUUAGUGUUUUUGCCACUGACCGUUCCAAGGCGGUGCCCCACUGUGUUCCUUUGUUUGUUCGUUUUGUCCUUGUGUGUUGACUUUGUGUGCGCGCGUGUGUGUAUGCUUAUUGUUCGUCUUGUCCUUAUGUGUUGGCUUUGAGUGUGUGUGUGUGUGUGUGUGUGUGUGUGUGUGUGUGUGUGUUGUUCGUUUUGUCCUGAUGUGUAAGCUUUGAGUGUGUGUGUGUGUGUGUGUGUGUGUGUGGUGCACGCGUUUGCGUGCUGGGGGGUUCGUUUUGAGGAGGCUGCGCUUUUGGUGCGUGGCAUUCCCUGUUUGAUAUUUUUCUUUGUUUUUAGUGAUUCUAACAUUUUUUCAUUUGUCUUUUUAGACAAUAUUACGUUUAUAUAUCGAAAAUUGGAAUUUAGAAUGGAGAAAUAUUAGCCUAAAAGAAUCAGUCAUCACCAUCCAGCAGUGCAAUAUCUACCUUACAGCGGUUAAACAUAUCUAGAACAAGAGAAAAUAGAAUGCUAUUUCCUUAAAAUUAUCUUAUAUGAUAAUAUUUUAUACAGUUAUCUAAAUAUGUAGAAAAUUUCUAUCUUCAAAGUGUGUAUGUGUGUGUGUGUGUGUGUGUGUGUGUGUUCGGGUUUAACGUCUUUCUCAACAAUUUUUCAGUCAUAUGAGCAGUGAGCACAAUGCUUCAAAAUUUCCGUAAAAUAACAACAACACCACAGCAACCACAAUAAAAUAGUGCUAGUAACUUCCUCGCUUGGCGCUCAGCAUUAAGAGGAUAGUGCUAGGACUGGUCAGCCCAGUGUCAGUAUAAUGUGACUGGGUGGGGUAUCAUGCCACGUGUCUACGGCGUGAUAUUCCAGUGAGGCAGCACUAUAAAGUUGGGCAUUGUGCUCACUGCUGCAAGAAGACAACUGAAAAAUUGUUGAAAAAGACGUUAAACCCGAACACACACACUCUCAAACAUUGUGGAUCGUAUAACUACAGAAUUGUAAAAUGAAAUAAUUGUAGUACAUAAUAAAUAAAUUGUUGCUGCAUACAUAAGUCAUUUAAAUACUACUGAUUAAAGAACCAAGGACAAAGAUCUAAACGGAAUAUUCACGAUCAAAGAACCCUUUGAGGACACAGUGUGCACAGAAAUAGACACAUUUUAUCACACGAUGACAGUUACGCAAAGGAGCUGCAUUGAAACCAGUUAAAUGUGUACGAACCCAACCAUGUACCAAUGUUCCAGCCAGGUUAUGGAUGAACACAAUGAUUUAGUUUUGUCCCGCUAUGUUUACCAAUAAAACAAUGGAUGACGAUUUAUGAUAGCUUCAUUUCAUUGUAAAUAUCGGCUUAGAUAGCUUUCACAUUAUGACCAUAAUCAUUUCAAAAUAUCUGCAAUAACUUUUACCAUAUUGAAACAAUUGAGCAAAUUAAUAACUAGCUUUUAAGACAAGUCGAAGGAACGUUGUGGCGUAAGUUACCAUGGCAGCAAACACACAAUUAUCACUUCCAUAACUAUUAUUCUAGUUUUAAAUAAUUUCUUCUUAAAAAUAAAUUUAUAAUGUUAUUUGAUAUUGCUGCUCAUUUUAUUUUACAA
Molecule: messenger RNA, 2907 nt
Organism: Mercenaria mercenaria
Lineage: Eukaryota; Metazoa; Mollusca; Bivalvia; Venerida; Veneridae
Exons: 2
Coding region: 409-1176 (255 amino acids)
Source: RefSeq, a predicted model, not a curated record